UUUUGCGCCAGACAAGUGCAGGGACAGUCUCUCACUCUGCACCCGAGCGGGCGAAAACACACGGCUCCAGGAAUUACUGAGGUGUUUUAUUUUUUUUAUUUUUUUGUUGUCGUUGUUGAAGAAGACUCAUCUUCAACCCCCCCCACCCCCCCUUCAACACGCGGCUUUGCAAAGAUGAACGUUGGCUGCGUCAUCCUCGCGUGCACCUUACUCGUGGGCGCAUCCUCGGGGAAUAAGGCAGGCCAGCCACUCAAACCCCCGUGCAGGCCAGGCUUCUCCCAGAACUUCUACACCGUGAUCGUCUCGAGGGACGUGCUGCACGGCCAGGGCAUCCUCAAAGAUACCACCCUUUCGAGUGAACGUGUGAGGUUCGAGGAUUGCCAGCGCAGCAGAGAGGUGGGCUUCGUCAGCAGCGACCCCAAUUUCAGCGUGGGACCCGAUGGGACGGUGUAUGCAGAGCAGGAAGUGGCCAACCUGUCAGAGCCCGUCCAGUUCAUGGUGACGGCCCGAGCGCUCCAUGACCCACACAUCUGGGAGACCACCGUCAAGCUGGCCUUGGCUGGACACCCCCAUCCUUUACCACUUACAAAGGUUGGCAUUGAAGAAAUGUUCUCCAGAGUCUGGGAAUCCCAGCCCAGAGUGAUCAAGUUUCCUCGAAGACAUCAGAGAGGCUCCUCUGCCACCGCUCUGAGGCGACAGAAGAGGGACUGGGUCAUCCCGCCCAUCAAUGUGCCAGAAAACUCCAGAGGCCCCUUCCCUCACAUGCUUGUCAGAAUCCGCUCGGAUCAGGAUAAGGAUGUCGGCAUCCGCUACAGCAUCACGGGAGCCGGCGCCGAUCAGCCCCCGAGUGGCAUCUACAACAUAGAUCCCAUCAGUGGAAACAUGUUUGUCACCCAACCCCUGGACCGCGAGGAGAGAGCCUCCUUCCACCUGCGAGCCCAUGCGGUGGACAUGAACGGCAACCAGGUGGAGAAUCCGAUCGAUCUGUACAUCUACGUGAUCGACAUGAACGACAACAGGCCGGAGUUUCAGAACCAGGUGUACAAUGGCUCUGUGCCCGAAGGGUCCAAACCAGGCUCGUCUGUGAUGCAGGUCACGGCCACUGACUCGGACGACUCCACCACAGCGAACGGCAUGGUCCGCUACCGCAUCCUCUCUCAGUCUCCUCACAGCCCCAUCCCCAACAUGUUUACCAUCAACAGCGAGACCGGCGACAUAGUGACAGUGGCGGCCGGCCUGGACAGAGAGAAAGUGUCCCAGUACACCAUCAUUGUCCAGGCCACAGACAUGGAGGGCAACUUGAACUUUGGCUUGUCCAACACAGCCACAGCCCUGAUCUCCAUCACUGACAUCAAUGAUAAUCCCCCAGAACUGACAGUCAGGACGUUUUCUGGAGAGGUGCCCGAGAACAAGGUGAAUGUGGUGGUGACCAACCUGACGGUGGUGGACAGAGAUCAGCCCCACAGCCCCAACUGGAACGCCGUCUACCGCAUCGUCAGCGGAGACCCCUCCGGGCACUUCACCAUCCGCACCAACCCCCUCACCAACGAGGGCAUGCUGACGGUGGUCAAGCCGGUGGAUUUCGAAAUGAACCGCGCCUUUAUGCUGACGGUGAUGGUAUCCAACCAGGCCCACCUGGCCAGCGGCAUUCAGUCGUCCCUCCAGUCCACGGCGGGGGUCACCAUCUCGGUUCAGGACGUGAACGAGCCUCCCGUCUUCCCAAUCAACCCCAAGAUGAUCCGCUUUGAGGAGGGUGUGCCGGCAGGGACCACUCUCACAGUGUUUUCUGCCCAAGACCCUGACCACUUCAUCCACCAGACCGUCAGGUACUCCAAGCUGUCGGACCCCGCGAACUGGCUGAAGAUCAACAGGACCAACGGUCAGAUCACCACCAUGGCCCUGCUCGACCGCGAGUCCAUGUACGUCAAAAACAACGUGUACGAGGCCACGUUCCUGGCCUUCGACAAUGGUAAGUCUGGCUCGCCUCAAGCCAGCGGGACCGGAACCCUCCAGAUCUACCUGAUCGACGUGAACGACAACGCGCCCGUGCUGAUUCCGCGGGAGGCCCAGGUGUGCGAGCGCGCGCGGCCCAACUCCAGGGUCAACAUCACGGCAGCGGACGCUGACGCCGACCCCAACGUGGGGCCCUUUGUCUUCGAGCUGCCUUCCUUUCCCGCCAGCGUUCGCCGCAACUGGACCAUUUCCAGGCUGAGUGGUGACUAUGCUCAGCUCAGGCUGAGGAUUUCUUACCUGGAGGCAGGCGUGUACGAGAUCCCCAUCAUCGUGUCCGACUCGGGGAACCCUCCUCUGUCCAACCGCUCCAUGAUCAGAGUCAAAGUGUGUCCCUGCGACGAUAACGGGGACUGCAGUGCCACGGGGGCCGUGGCAGCCGCCGGACUGGGCACCGGUGCCAUCAUCGCUAUACUCAUCUGCAUCAUCAUACUGCUCAGCAUGGUUCUGCUGUUCGUGGUGUGGAUGAAGCGCAGAGAGAAGGAGCGGCAGGCCAAGCCCCUGUUGAUCGACCCUGAGGAUGACGUCAGGGACAACAUCCUCAAGUACGAUGAGGAGGGAGGAGGAGAGGAGGACCAGGACUACGACCUGAGCCAGCUGCAGCAGCCCGAGUCUCUGGACCACAUCAUCAACAAGCCGGCGGGAGUGCGUAGGGUGGACGAGAGGCCUGUGAUCACUGAGUCGCAGUACCCCGUCAGACCCAGCCUGCCCCACCCCGGAGACAUAGGAGACUUCAUCAAUGAUGGUCUGAGGGCAGCCGACAACGACCCCACGGCUCCUCCCUACGACUCCCUGCUGGUGUUCGACUACGAGGGCAGCGGUUCCACCGCUGGCUCCGUCAGCUCGCUCAACUCCACCAGCUCAGGGGACCAGGACUACGACUACCUCAACGACUGGGGUCCUCGCUUCAAGAAGCUGGCCGACCUCUACGGCGGAGGCGACGAUGACUGAGGGCGGAGCAGGGGGCUGGGCGGGGGGUCGGGAGAGGCGGGGCGGGACGGACGGAUGCUCCCGAAAAAAAACCACGGGCAGGGGCCGAGAACAUGUGACGCAGGCUCCGUGGCAGAGAUGUGAGGAACGGACCCUUACACGGGCCGUGUUCGUUCGCUCGCAACAGCCAAGCCCGCAAACAUGAGUUCCGCUGCACCGCAACUGUAUUCUGGCUUUAUAUUUUCUAGUGCCGAGUUUGUAGUGUGGUGUAUUUUUCGUUCUUUUUUUUUCUUUUUGUAGUUCUCUCAGCUUGCUGGACCCGGAGCUUUCUUUGGGGGGCAAAUCAAAUCGGCCGUGAGGAACACAAGUAGUGAAUUUGUGCUUUGAUUGAUUGUUAAAAUGAAAAUCAUCUCUUGCUUUAGUCUCACACUGAAGAGAAUGUUUUAUUUGGGAAGACGCUCUCCGGCUCCCUCUUUCACUCUGUCAACUUGAAUAUCCUUAGAACAGAAGCACUGUCAUUUUAUAAAGUGCCUUUUGUGGUGUGUUUUUGUAUCAGACUCCUGCUAUCUCAGGAUCGGUUGCCAGUUGUGCGGCACAGUGGAGGCACGUUCGCUCGUCGCCCACCUGCGCUCCUCAAACCAGCCCUGCCUGUCACCCCACCCCCACCCCCACCCCUCAGCGGUGCAGAUGAACAACCCCAGCUGCCGGUCUCAGGAGGGGAGGACACGACCGGGGCAGACUCUCGUACAUCAUCACCCAAUGAAAAGAAGCCAAUCCGAGUUGUUUUGGGUGAGGACAACCCUCUCCUCCACGGACCUGCUCAGUUUGACUUUCACAAGCAUCAUGUCGACACAACUACAGCAGCACGCUGACAUUGCGUGAGACCAUUUUUAUACACGUGGGGGUUUUCUAAUUUGGUGGAGAAUGCCUGCCUUUUUCCUCUGUGGACUCACGGGUUCAGGAGCCUUUGUGUUGAGCUGCUUGCCUGCCCUGUAUGGUUUUGUGUUGCUUUCUCCACAGUGUAGAGCUUAUGUAGGCAUGAUCUGAUUAGUCAGACUGUGUAAGAAAGUGGAACUGGAAAUGACAAGGUACAAAGGCAUCCGAAGAUUUUUGGUUUUGUUUCGUUUUUUGUCGCCUUGAACAUUCCCGUUUUGUUUUUUUUAUAUAAGGCCAACAGAACUAUUAAAAAGGUGCAUGGUUUAGUUUUGCUUUUUCAAAAUGUUUUACUCAAAGCACUUGUUACUAUGUGGUGAGAAUGUGAAAAUAGUCAGCAGAAAACUAUGCUAAUAUACUCUGUAAAAAGACACCGAGAAAAUAAAAAUACUGUAAGAUACCUAUUUUUGAAGUGUUGAUGACAUAAAAGUUGCUGCUCUUUUCUUCUCCAGCUCUUCGUCGGGCGCGGGGGAUUUUUGGCCGGUUCGUCAUUGAUGUGUGGAUAUUUUCUUUCGUCGCCUUUCUGUUGAAGCAUCGUUGCAUUUUUUUCAAGAUGCCUGCUUAUAUAGUUGUGUCCAUUUUGCCUUUUUUUUUCACUUUAAUAAAUGCUUUGUUACACGCCUUUUAUACAUACACACACACACACACACACACACAUAUACAUAUAUAUAUAUAUAUAUAAAACACAGCCUUCCCCUCUCACUCUGUUGUGUCUCAGACAGACGUGCCCGUCCCGUCGCCCUCUGGCCUCGGGACAGUGGAAGGCCCAUUAGCCAUGCCUGCUGAUAGCUGUUCUAUUAUUCAGUGUAUUGGAAUUCUUUUUACUCAUUCAUCUAGAUACUGGAUGUGUCCUUUAGAAAAUAAACAAGACAUGUUUUGAAAAAUGUGCCAUGCUCUUUCGGAAUAUUCCCUGUACCUGCAUCGGGACCGGCUGUUUGGAGGUCCAGUGUGUGUAGGAUUCAGGGGGCUCCAUCAGAAACAGAGAGUUGUUGUGUUUUUGUUGUCCUGGGAGAAUGUCCUUUAGCUACAGUGGACCAGAACGGACAAAACCCCCCAACACACCUGAGGGUCACUGUGGGUUCUCCGACGUUCUUGGAGAGGGUAUCUUAGACUCAAAAGCCACUGUGAGUUGGAUUUAAACCUCUCUCAUAUUUGCACACCAAAGUGGUCCACGUGGGAAGUAAUACUGGUGAUGAGACCACAUCAUUGUCACCAAGGUUAUCUCCUUGAUUCGGUCAGUCGGAAUGAUUUGAAACAGGCCAAAGUCCACAUAUACAUUCGACACACAGUGGCUUUAUGUCCGCUGCUUUUCCAUCUUUAUUUGUUCAUGAGGUGAUCGGCUUGUAUCUGCACAGGUACAGAAUCAUUGCACCUUAUUUUUUCUUUUCACAGUGGAAUUCAGUGUUUUUGAGAGUUCCUAAGAGUCACGGAGACGAACAGGCUGCCUUCGGAUUUACACCGUUAAUCUCUGACCCUAUUGUUUGGCCGUGGCUUCCUUUCCUGAUGAAACCCCUGCUAUCCGUCCUUUCGCCGCAUCUCAGCCCGAGCAGCUGAGUGUAUGGGUUUAUGGGGGUCAGGAAGUGUAUUUGUGUCCAAUCCUGCGAUUUCAAUUAGUCAGCUGAAGUGCCAACCCCCCCCCCCCCCCUCCCCGCUGGGGACCUAAAGGGUGAUAAUCCUCUCCGGCUGUGUGUCUAUCAAUUAGCCACACCAUUAAUCCCCACGGCGUAAUCUCAUUAGAUGGAGCGCCUUUAAUGAGACACCCAGAGAGAAAGCAGAGAGGCAGGCGGUAAGGGAGAGGGUGAAAAAUGAGGCAGUGGCGAGACGCAGGUAGGCCGUGUGGAGAGGUGAUUAGUAGGAUGGAAGAGAGGGUCAGCAGAGCGAGGGGGCUCCAAGCACAGCGGGACAACGCAUAACAUUCAGAAAAUUGUCUCUUUUUUGGGGGGUGGGGGGUGGGAAAGGGUUGCAUAUGAGUCACACUUCAUCUUGUGUUGUUCACAAUGGUCAGAAAUCAGAGGAGUGGGUAUGAAGGAGACAGGUGGAGGAGCCGACUGGACUAGUAAACAGGGCCGUGCUUGGAUUCCCCAGUUCAUUUACGCAGACGCGUCAUGAGAAUAAUCCGCUUUGACCCCUUCCAUGACCGCGGGGGGCCCCUGCGGAACCGUGGACCCCCGCGUUAGUGAGAGCGUCGUCAGAGGUGCACUCCCCUGCCCGGGAUUUGAGAAAAGAAAGGAAAAAAAAAGUCAUCUUGGUCACGGCCAGUCGGCAGAUUGAGAUUAACUUCGGGGAAGGUCUCUUUGAUGGGUUUAGCUGGAGUUCACUUGGUUUCCCCCGUGGCAGAGAGUCCGAGUGGAAGAAGGAAAAGCCGACUCCACUUGCCUCGCUGAUAAAUGGCGCGUGUAGGCCGAGAGCUCUGCUGCUGGCUCGCAGCCAGCGCCUUGUGUGUUGUAAAUAAAGUUCUCCUCUUCAAACAUG
Molecule: messenger RNA, 6345 nt
Organism: Scophthalmus maximus (turbot)
Lineage: Eukaryota; Metazoa; Chordata; Actinopteri; Pleuronectiformes; Scophthalmidae
Product: cadherin-4
Exons: 17
Coding region: 175-2961 (928 amino acids)
Biological process (GO): cell morphogenesis; multicellular organism development; calcium-dependent cell-cell adhesion
Cellular component (GO): adherens junction; catenin complex; plasma membrane
Molecular function (GO): calcium ion binding; cadherin binding
Source: RefSeq, a predicted model, not a curated record